AACGCUGUUUAUGACGUUUCCCCGCGUUCAGUUUUUCAAGGCAAUUUGCUGAGGUUCUAUUUACCAUACCGCAAAACUCUGAAAUCUUUUGAAAAUGGUAGAACGAAUUGAAGAUCUUAACCUCCCGAAUACGGUAGUAACCAGAUUGAUGAAGGAAGUGCUACCGGCAGAUGUUAAAAUUGCAACCGAAACGAGAACAGCUUUGACGCGCGCAACAUCCGUGUUCGUUUUGUACCUUACAUCAGCGGCAACCGCUGUUGCUCAGAAAAAUAAACAAAAAUCAUUGACCGUGGAUCACGUUUUCGCCGGAUUAGAAGAAAUAGAGUUUGAGAGUUUCAUCAAACCAUUGAAAAAGGAUUUGGAAAAAUACCGGAAAACUGUAAAGACCAAAAAGGAUAAAAAAGUAGACAAGCCGGAAACAGAUGAAGCAAUAAAAGAAGAAACCGCAGGAGAAUAGUUCGAGUAGAUGUUUUUUUUUGCGAUUAAUUGCUGAAAUAAUCAAUUUUACUAAUUUUUAUUCAUAAAAUUAUAUUGUACAAGAUUCAUAACUAGUAGUUUACAUGUCAAAUAAACUGUUU
Molecule: messenger RNA, 578 nt
Organism: Malaya genurostris
Lineage: Eukaryota; Metazoa; Arthropoda; Insecta; Diptera; Culicidae
Gene: Chrac-14
Product: DNA polymerase epsilon subunit 3
Exons: 2
Coding region: 95-457 (120 amino acids)
Biological process (GO): leading strand elongation; heterochromatin formation; DNA damage response
Cellular component (GO): CHRAC; epsilon DNA polymerase complex
Molecular function (GO): chromatin DNA binding; protein heterodimerization activity
Source: RefSeq, a predicted model, not a curated record